CAAAGGGAGCAGCCUCUCUCGGUUCAUCUGCCCUACGUUCUACUAUUUGCCCCCCGGCUUCUACCCGUCUUAAUUACCACCACCCCCCGACGCUAUUCCAUUGAAAACCGGCCCCAAAAAUCUCCCCGCUGCGACCGCAACCUGACCUCCCACCACUUUAUUACCGUCGAUCUUUAUACCAUCCAUUCCCCCACAAUAAACUAAGAUCGCAUCUUCGCGCAGAGCCUCACACAAUGAACAACACACCACGAAGCCCGUCGACCAAGAGCCAGGCUAGUCUUCGGGACACUGGCUUUCCUGAGCCUUUCAACGGAGAACGCAACACUACGCUCCCGCAUCCUGACGCCAACCUCUCGCCCAACGCAGUCAUCUCGCAGGAGGAUCUCGCUGGAAACCGAGCCCGCACACGACGUUCAUUCCUGCAAAAGCACAGGCGCACCAUUAGCCACGGACGCAUCACCCCUCAAAUGGAGGCACUCUACAGUAGCGAAGCUCUGGCCGAAGCCGAAGCCGCCAUCCUCGACGCAGAUGUUCCAUCCAACACGAGCCAGUCUAGUUUGCCGGCCGCGGGACGCAUUAGCAGAGACGGUGCCGAGAGCAUGCUUUCUCACAGCGGCGGCGAUUUGUCGCCCGUGACCUCGGCUCGGAGCAACGGACGCAAAGUCAGCCUGUUUAGAAAGCUCGGCUGGUCAAAGCCGUAGAGCCACAAUUUCUCCGAUACGAAAGU
Messenger RNA from Colletotrichum phormii, 727 nucleotides. RefSeq lists its product as uncharacterized. NCBI's taxonomy places the organism in Eukaryota, Fungi, Ascomycota, Sordariomycetes, Glomerellales, Glomerellaceae. The record is from RefSeq and is a predicted model, not a curated record. Bases 234 to 701 code for a protein of 155 amino acids. The transcript has 2 exons.